Cicer arietinum (chickpea) is the source of this 486-nucleotide messenger RNA. The record is from RefSeq and is a predicted model, not a curated record. NCBI's taxonomy places the organism in Eukaryota, Viridiplantae, Streptophyta, Magnoliopsida, Fabales, Fabaceae.
AUGGGGAGAGGCCACAUAACCUUUAAAUGUCCAACAAAGAAGACCAUGUUGCUUAAGGAGAAUGGAGGUAUUACUGAUGGAUCAUUAUCUGAAUAUGCUCUAUCUAGUGAUGAAGAGAGUGAAGAAGAAGUUCCUAGAGGAGACUUGUUCAUGAUGAAGGAAGCUGCACUAAUGUUGUUAGGGAAGUAUGAGGAUACUAUUACCUAUGAUGUUGUGCUAAUGGAAGCUUGUCAUUUACUUCUUGGAAGACCAUGUCAGUACAAUAAAGAAAGAAAAGUUACUCUUACUCAUUUGUCUCCAAGAGAGUAUUUUGAUGAUGUUUUUCUCAAAGAGGUUCCUCAUGGCCUACAACCUAUAAGAGGUAUAGAACAUCGAAAUAAUCUCAUUCCAGAUGUUUCAUUGCCCAAUAGGAAAACAUAUAGGACCAAUCCCCAAGAGACCAAGGAAAUCCAAAGGCAAGUUGAAGACUUGGUGCAAAAGGGAUGA